Molecule: messenger RNA, 2888 nt
Organism: Conger conger (European conger)
Lineage: Eukaryota; Metazoa; Chordata; Actinopteri; Anguilliformes; Congridae
Product: kynurenine 3-monooxygenase
Exons: 15
Coding region: 52-1491 (479 amino acids)
Biological process (GO): L-tryptophan catabolic process; quinolinate biosynthetic process; NAD+ metabolic process
Cellular component (GO): mitochondrial outer membrane
Molecular function (GO): kynurenine 3-monooxygenase activity; FAD binding; NAD(P)H oxidase H2O2-forming activity
Source: RefSeq, a predicted model, not a curated record
CAAAAUGCAGGAACUCAGGAAAAGCGAAUUUCCCCCAUCAAAUUCAACCAAAUGAAUUCCAGGGAAGUACCCGCGAUGGACUCUACACCUUGCGAGAACAGAUCAACAGGCAAGCGCAAAGUUAUCGCCGUAGUUGGAGGAGGCUUGGUAGGCGCUCUGAAUGCCUGCUACUUUGCCAAAAGAGGGUUUGAAGUUGAGCUCUUUGAGUCUCGCGAAGAUAUCCGGCAAGCCAAAGUUGUGCGCGGCAGAAGCAUUAACUUGGCUUUGUCUCACAGGGGUCGGCAGGCCUUGAAACAUGUCGGAAUGGAGGAAAAGAUUGUGACUAAUGGAAUCCCCAUGCGUGCCCGGAUGAUCCAUUCACUGAAUGGGGCCCGAUCUCCAAUCCCGUAUGGGAAAAAGGACCAGUACAUUCUGUCUGUGGACCGAGCCAACCUGAACAAGGAGCUGCUCACAGCGGCUGAGGAGUACCCGAGCGCAAAGCUGAACUUUGGACACAAACUUUUGGACUGGAGCAUUGAGUCGGGAGCGAUGACCUUUCUCAGGUCGGAUGGCACGAAGGAGCAGAUCAAAGCUGAUCUGAUCGUGGGCUGCGAUGGGGCCUUCUCUGCCAUCAGGAAGCAGUUCCUCCGACAGAGUCGCUUCAACUACAGCCAGACCUACAUUCCCCACGGCUACAUGGAGCUUACCAUGCCCCCUCACAACGGAGAUUUUGCCAUGGAGCCCAACUACCUUCAUAUAUGGCCCCGGAACACAUUCAUGAUGAUCGCUCUGCCAAAUCUGGACAAGACUUUCACCUGCACUCUGUUCAUGCCAUUUGAAGAGUUUGAGAAAAUUACCACAGAAGAAGAAGUCAUGGCGUUCUUCCAGACCUAUUUCCCAGACUCUAUCCCUCUUAUCGGAGAGGAUGCUGUGAAGAGAGACUACUUCCGCCUGCCGGCCCAAGCCAUGGUGUCCGUCAAGUGCUCCCCAUAUCACAUGGGGGACAAGUGUGUGCUUAUGGGGGACGCUGCGCACGCCGUGGUGCCCUUCUACGGCCAGGGGAUGAACGCGGGCUUUGAAGACUGCCUUGUUUUUGAUGAAGUAAUGGAUCAAUGUAAUGAAGAUUUCAGUGCUGUGCUUCCGGAGUAUACCAGAGUCCGUGUACCUGAUGACCAUGCCAUCGCUGACCUCGCCAUGUACAACUACGUUGAGAUGCGGUCACACGUCAAUUCAAAAUGGUUUCUCUUCCGAAAAUACUUGGACAAUUUACUUCAUUUUAUAAUGCCAAGAACAAUCAUACCUCUAUACACUAUGAUAACUUUCACCAGGACGAGGUAUCAUCAAGCUCUACAGCGUUGGCACUGGCAGAAAAAGGUGAUAGACGUGAGCCUGGGCCUGUUUGCCGUAAUCUCCCUGGCUGGAGCGACCUACCUGGCUGUCAGAUUCCCCCCGGGGCUCCCCACUCUCACCCUGGACCAGCUGUGGAGACCGCUCUGGUCACCGGGGAGCUAAAAGGAACAGGACGGAUCCUGUCCGCAAGAGCGCAGUCCUGUCAGCUUGACCCAACUACCAGAGACUUAUUUGGUGACAAGUUCCUAAUUAGUAUUACGUUUUAAUUUAUUUCAAUCCUGAUGGGCUUGGUCAUGUCAGAAACCUGACCCACGACCCUCUCUUAAUCAGGCCCUCCUCUCUCCACAGUCCUGCUGUGUGCUCACUCAAAGCUUUGCAGAGGAGAGCGCACGUUAGAAAUGUGCCAAAAUUGUAAUUGGCUGCCCUGGUCAUCAGUCACAACAAUGGUGAUUAGAGAAGAGACACCAUGUUCCCGAUGAGAAAGUGGGAAUUUGAAUGACAGACCAAAGAUGUCAGACUAAUCCACAGCACCCAGUAAAUUAUGUGAUGUGUUCAUAUCUUUCUAAGCCUGUACAUACACUCAGUGGCACUUAAUAUGGUAUUUAUGACUUAUUUUUUUGACUUUUUGGUCUUCUGCUGCUGUGGCCUAUCCACUUAAGAGGUUUGACACAUCGUGUGUUCAGAGAUGCUCUUCUGCAUACCACUGUUGUAAUGCGUGGUUAUUUGCUGGUGUACAGGUCUACCUAAAAAAGUGGUCACUGAGUGUGUAGCCUAUAGCCUUUUUUUGAGUCAGAUAAUUACAGUCCUGAGCACUUCCCUUACUAUCUUACUAAUGCAAACGCAAUCCACAAAAUCCCUGAAAAUGCAUUGUACACUGUCAUGGAUUUUACCAAGACAGCUGGCAAUCUUAGUAUGCUCCCCAUCAUCUUACACAAUGAUGUUACAUCACGCUCACGCUUUAUCAGGUUAACAGUGUGCUCAAGCGAGCGCGCAGGCAAAGAUUUGAGAGCACAGGGCAGGGGGGCGGAGACAGGAGGUCACAGGCAAUGUGCUUGCAUAUGGACUUCAGCACUCACAAAAUGGAUUUUUCUUUGCUCAAGAUUAAUUAUUAUAUGCACAAUGAUGCAUCUCUAAGUUUCUGCCUGUGUCAAUAUCUCUGUGCACUCAGGAUAUCACUACAUCCAGGCAGAAUUUUGGCACAAAAAUAAUGCCAUAAAUGCUUGUUACAUUUACUGUGUUACUGAGGGUGGGGGCAGUGAGUGGGGCUUCUAAAUGUACGUUUGAAAUAAAUGUCAACAAUCUUGCUUGAUGACAAAAUCUGAAAUACAAUGAAUAAAACAACAGUUGCCUGUCUGCCACCAACAAGCCCUGCACUUUUAACGUAGUCCAUGGUCAAAGUCACUUGGAUAACAUUUUUCCCCAUUCCUCAAUGUGAACAUUACCUGAAGCUCCUGACCUGUAUCUACAUGAUUGUAUGCAUUGAAUUGCUGCCACACAAUUGCUGCUGAGAUAAUUGCAUGAAUAAAUAGGUGAAAUAAAGUAAAAAUGUUCCUAAUAAA